Molecule: messenger RNA, 990 nt
Organism: Lasiosphaeria miniovina
Lineage: Eukaryota; Fungi; Ascomycota; Sordariomycetes; Sordariales; Lasiosphaeriaceae
Product: chaperonin 10-like protein
Exons: 1
Coding region: 1-990 (329 amino acids)
Molecular function (GO): NADPH binding; oxidoreductase activity, acting on NAD(P)H
Source: RefSeq, a predicted model, not a curated record
AUGUCAGACACUAUGGAUGCCAUUGUCAUAUCGCGGUUCGGCGGGCCCGAGGUGCUCGAGCACCGACGGGUACCCAAACCCACACCCGUCGCCGGCGAGGUGCUGAUCCACGUCAAGGCGUUUGGGGUGAACCACGCCGAGAUGCACAUGCGGCGGGGCGAGUGGGACGAGUGGAACGCCAUCAGCGGGCUCGAGUGCGCGGGCACGGUGGCGGCGUGUCCGUGUGGCUCAGUGGCCGUAGGCAGCACGGUCGUCGGCGUCAUGGGCGGCAUGGGCCGCAGCCGGCCAGGCGGAUACGGCGAGUACGCCAGCGUGCCGGCGUCCAACGUUGUCGCCAUCACCGCGGGCACGCUGCCGUGGGAGCAGCUAGCGGCGCUGCCCGAGACGUACAGCACCGCGUACUCGUGCGUGUUAACCGUGCUCGACGUGCGGGCGGGCGAGCGCGUGCUGAUCCGCGGCGCCACGUCGACGCUCGGCCAGGCCGCGCUCAACCUGGCCGUCAACGCGGGGGCCACCGUCACGGCCACGACGCGGCAGGAGGCGCGCUUCGCCGUGCUCGGGCAGAUGGGCGCGGCAGACGUCAAGCGCGAGCAGGACGAUCUGGGCGCGCAGUUCGCGGAGCCGCCUCGGUUCGACAAGACGCUGAACCUGAUCGGCAACCGCGCGCUGCUGGAGAGCAUCCGGCUGACACGGCCGGGCGGGCGCAUGCUGCAGGCCGGCUGGCUGGGCGGGCUCGAGCCCGUGCCCGACUUCAACCCCAUGCUGCAGAUGGAGAGCGGCGUGCACUUCAGCCUGUUCCACAGCAAGGUGCUGGGCUCGCGCGACUUCCCCCUCUCGGGAAUCCCGCUGCAGGAGACCGUCGACAAGCUGGCGCGGGGGGAGUGGGAUGCGCGGCCCGCCCACGUCUUUGACUAUUCCGAGAUUCGCGAGGCCCAUAAGCUGCUGGAUAGCGGCAAGGCCGGGGGCAAGAUUGUUGUGACGCGCGGCUAG